This is a messenger RNA of Gadus chalcogrammus (walleye pollock), 2369 nucleotides long. RefSeq names its product coiled-coil domain-containing protein 106-like. Bases 438 to 923 code for a protein of 161 amino acids. The transcript is spliced from 2 exons. Gene Ontology annotation, cellular component: nucleoplasm. NCBI's taxonomy places the organism in Eukaryota, Metazoa, Chordata, Actinopteri, Gadiformes, Gadidae. The record is from RefSeq and is a predicted model, not a curated record.
AUCAAGGUUAGUAAAGCUGGAGUAAGGUUUUACUUAAGGACUUUCAAGAAUGUACGUGGCUUCACUAGAAUUUUACAACAAUAUACCACAACAAUAUUGGGGUUCACCCAUCGUAUGAGGGUCACUCUAUGUCACAACGUCUGAUAGACAUAUGAGCAUAUGAGCUCACAUCGUGUAGCGACAGUACCUUUAGACUUUGUCUCACUCCGUUUUUCAAGGAAAUCAUGUCAUUCAGAUCUUCCUGAGUGGAAGCUAGCUUAACCCCACCUCCUUUACAGCCACCCCCUUCCCGACUAUCAGCCGUCAGAACCUUGGUCAGAACGUAUUUUUCGAAAUUGUGCAGUGGGAGAAGUUAUGCUGAGACAGGGGGUAAAGUUGUACUUUAAGGUUGUUUUAAGUUUUAUUUUUCUGCUUUUUGUAAUUUCUCAGGUGCGAAAAUGGACAACACUGCCACCGACCCAGAGUCAGACACUGACUGGAGUUCCAACUCCAGCACUGACUCCACCGAUUCCAGGAGCAGUGAUACAAGCUCUUCCUCCUCUGAUGGCCGCAAGAAAAAGAGGAAGCACAAAAAGAAAAACAAAAAGAAGAGCAAAAAGGCUUCAAAGAACAAAGGACUUCGAGUGACAACAAUAUCGGAUGUUGUUAAAAGGUACCACCGGGUCCUUAAACUAAUUCAAAAAGGACGCAAGAUGUCGAGGGCAUUCCUGAAGGCACGCGUUUCUAGAAACGCAGUUAAAGACACCGCAGCAAUAGCGGAGCUCUACAUUGCAGAGAGGAGUGUCCUGGAUGGAAUCAAAGGCGAACAGAGGCUCCUUCAUUUAGCAAAGCUCUGCCAGUCCAAAAUUGUUGGAGAACUUGCACUUAAAAUUGAAGACCUGAAGAGGAAAAAAAAACUCAUACCAUUCUCCAAAAAGGGUUAAAGGGACAGGGGUGAAAGGAGAGAGUUUUUUUAAUUAAAGGAUAAAUCCUGUGUAAAAUGGAUCUGGGAUAUGUUUAAUAUGAUAAUGAGAUGGGAUGUUCGUUUGGGAGCAAAAAAGCACAUGCAGACGCAUUCUUAAGUUGGCUGUUUUUAGCCGAUUCUACCAAAACGCUAUAAGCUUGGAACGAUGUCUCAUGGUAAAAACAAAAUCGCUAUUUUAAACCACUUAAAAGGCUAGAAGUCCGACACUUCUUUGGUAGUAUAGUAAGGGUCUUAAAAUAUAAAACGAGGCAUUGAUAACUUUGUAAGUGUACAGAUUGUUUAUUCAUGGCUGCCGCGGGUUUUUAAAAGGUAGUAAAAGGUAGUAAAUUAAAUUAGGCCAAAUUAAAGCCAGUAAAAAGUAGUAAAAAGUAGUAAACGUCAUCUGACGAGGUAGUACAUUUUCGAACCCUAAUCCAACUGGACCAAUGCCUUUUUCAAUUAAUGUUACUAACGUGAAGGCCUAGCUUCUUCAAUAAACUUGCGUGAAUAUAUUUUUAUGUUGCGAGUAGGACCUGUGACCUAGGAUUCACGUGUACCCCGCGCGCGCGUUAAAGUCAGUUUGGGUACCCGGCUGGCUUGCUACCAAACCUCUCCGUGAGUUCGCAUCAAAAUGGGUAAAUGUAAAUUUUCAGACCUCUGGCUGGAGGAAUCAGCCUUUAAAGACUGUCUUAGGCCAGUAGCUGGCAACAGCCGAGAGGCGUAUUGCAGUGUCUGCAAAAAGACCAUUAAUAUUACCUGGAUGGGGGUGAAGGCGGUCAAAUCGCAUAUGGAGUCUGCCAGUCACCGAGCCAGGACGCGGGGACGUAGCGCGCAGCUACCGCUGUCGCUGUUUUGCGCUAGCACGACUGCUAGCUCUACGCCCUCAACCUCCACUGCUCCCUCAACUUCGUCUGCUCCCGCCCCGCAAUCCACCGCCAGUAUUCCUACGACCAGCACACAGAUGCUCUGCGCUGCCACCUCUACACUGCAGGCCGAGGUACUGUGGUGUUUAGAUUUAGCAGUAAAACACCACUCGUUCAAGUCAAACGAUAACAUAGGAGAGCUGUUCCGCAUGAUGUUCCCGGACUCCCAAAUCGCAAAAUCGUUCGCGUUGGCCAAGGACAAGACCGGCUACAUCAUCAAAUUUGGCAUUGCCCCCUAUUUUAAGAAGCAACUGGUUGAGGCCAUCAAUCAUGCUGGACCGUACGUCCUGAUGUUUGAUGAGAGCCUCAACCAGUCGUCAAAGAAAAAACAAAUGGAUAUACACAUUCGUUUUUUGGAAGAUGGUUGUGUACAGUCCAGAUAUUUUGGCUCACAGUUCCUGGGACAUGGAAGAGCUGACGAUCUGUUGCGGCACAUCAAAGUAAGUUUAUUUUCUUUUACUUACACUUAUUGGUUACAUAGGGGACAUUGUUUGCAUUUUAAC